AUGAAUGGCAUCAACAAUUACAGUAGGGGCUUCAAUAACGGUGGCGAUGAUGAUAAUAAUGACGAGACGACGUUGAGCGGUACUAAUAAUACUGCAAAUACUGCGACUAAUGAAAACAAUGAUGCAAAUACUGCAAAUGACAAUAUUGCAGUCGCGGCAUUGCCCAGCAAUGAUGACAAUGGUGGCAACAAUGACAAUGAUGAUAAUGACAAUAUUGGGGGAGAUAUUGUCGUACCACCCGGAGCACGAAUCGAGUUUCGACAGCUCAAUGAGGAUGCUGGUGCAAUCGAAGAUUUGAUACUACCGCCCGGAGCACGAGUGCAGUUUCAACAGCUCAUGAUGGAGACGAUGCGCAAUAUAAACAAUUCUACUACUACUAGCAGUAUCAACAACAAUGAGGAUGAUGAUGAUGAUGAAGAUCGAUCGGCCAAUGAAUCAUCGGAUACGGAUGACGAUGACACGGAAGAAGUACGGGAACAGGCGAAUGAAAAUGGUGAUGACGACGACGACGAUGACGAUAAUUCCAAUGCUACGGAAGACGCGGUCAACAACAUCAAUCAAAAUGAAAUACGACGAUUUGGUAGUAGAGGGUACGUUGCUCCUAACAAUAACAAUAGCAAUAGCAAUGUUGAGGAUGAGGAUGACAAUAAUAAUGCAGAAGUCCGAUCUGCCUAUGAACCUGAUACGGAAAGUGAAGAUGGCGAUGAUGAUACGGAAGAAGUGCGAGAGCAGGCAAAUGAAAGUGACGAGGACGAUUCCGGCAUGGAUGACAGCACUGAAUUGCUACCUCCAGGUAUCCUAACUGCUAUCUAUGGUAGCCAUCCUGUGCAAGCGGCUGGACCUACUACCAUGCCCACUUUAGAAGCACGACGAAGAGGACCAAAUGCUCAUGGGGAACCUGACUUUGGACACUUGAUGAUGGAAAUGGUCCGAGAUUUUGCCGAACACUUUGUGGACGACAUGGACGACGAAGGAGGACCAGGAUCCUCGCGAUUCAAUCCCAUUUUGAAAUGUCCCGUCUGCAAUUUUGCGCACCAAGAAGUAUUGAUCCAACAAGAAGAAGAUCAAGAAGAAGAAGAACAACAACAACAACAAGAAGAAGGACAGCAGCAACAUCGUCGAACUCCCAACUUUGUGGCCCAACCUCAACAUGCUCUGAGUCAUGGGGCACGCAUGAUCUUCAUUCAAGCCGAAUGUCCAGUUUCCUUUGAAAUGUGCGGACCACCCGUAGUCGCCUUGGCGUGUGGACACGUUAUAGGCAAGGAAACCUUUGCCGGAUUGGGGGGACGCAUGGGAGAAGAUGCCAAUGAGAUUCCAGAACCACCAUCACCACGCCCAAUAGCCCUCAGUCAACUUUCCAGAUUCCGGGGUCCGGCCGAAGCCAAUGCUGCCUUGGAAGUCUUUUCAAGAUUGACAGGUAUGGAUGCCGGAUUUCAUAGCUUUGGAAGAGAUGAUAGUGAUAACGAGGAGGAGGAGGAGGAGGAUGACGAUAUGGAUGGCGAUCACGAUCCGCUUGACAAUUUUAUGCGAGCGCGAGCGCAACGAGCUCAAGCGCAACGGCGUAUCCAACAACAGGAUCGAGCUCGUAUGCGGGAUCGACGACGAAUUGCGGCUUCCGCUGAGCGACGUCGGGACAAUCCCGCACAGCAGCAGGUACAAGCCCAAGAACGUGCUGAUCGCCGACAACAACAACGGCAACAACAACGGCAACGGCAACAACAACGGCAACAACGAGACCCAGCAGGUCGUCUUCCGGAUAAUUCCGAUUCGUCGUCCGACACUGACAAUUCGGGCCCACCGCCAUUGGUAGCAAGAAGAGGUCGUGGGAAUGUGAGCAUUGCCUCGUCGGAUUCGAGCAGCGACGAUGACAGCAUCCCUCCCUUGGUGGUCCGUCCACCAGAAGCGGGCAACAACAGCAGUAGCAACAACAACGACAACAUGUAUGAUUCUUCGUCCAGUAGUAGUGGAGACGACAGCAUGCCUCCCUUGGUGGAACGCCCACCAGAAGUGCCCGAUAAUCGUCGCAGCAACACCAGGAACGAUGAUGAUGAUGAUGAUGAUGAUAAUUCUUCUAGUGGAGACAAUGAGGAUCCUCCGGCCAUUUUUGCUGGAAUGGCGUUUUUGGACUCACUUGACGAUCGUGUUGGUCACAAUGUUGUGGAGGAGGAUCGUUCCUCGUUCAGCAAUAACAUUGGCAUGGUGUUUUUGGACCAACUUGCGGAUCGUGCUUUCCUCUCGGCUCAGGAUCACAAUUCGCAGAGUGGUGAAAGUUUGGAUGAUUUACCACCACCAUCACCACCAGGCAAUAAUGUUGAUGAUGAUGAUGAUAGUGAUGAUGAUGAUAGUGAUGAUGACAUGCCACCCCGCCUGGUGCCUCGCGAUAAUGCUCGGGUCAAUGACAGUGAUGAUGGUGAUGAUAAUGAUAGUGAUUCGUCCAGGAGUGAUGUCAGCAAUAUUCACAAUGCAAUGCACAAUUCCAUGGUAGCGGCAAUGACGAACCGGGAUGGCAAUAUUCAUGAAGAGUCUCACACUGCUGUGAUUGCUGCAAUGACGGACCGAAAUGAUGAGCCACCGCCUUCGGCUGGUGCCAUCCGUGAAAUGCAGAGAAUGAUGAUGCGAGGACAUGUCAGUGACAAUGACGAUGAUGAUUCUGAUAUUGAUGUUUUACCAACCCUGCAAGAACGUGAAACAAGAAACGACAUUAGCGAUAUUGACAGCAGUAGCGAUGACGACGAGGAUGAGAGUAUGCCACGACCAGCCUUUGCCAAUCGCUAUAAUAACCCUUCUUCGGAUUCCUCUUCGGGUGACGAAGCCUACUACGAUACCUAUUAUGCCAGCCGGUAA
Molecule: messenger RNA, 2844 nt
Organism: Cylindrotheca closterium
Lineage: Eukaryota; Bacillariophyta; Bacillariophyceae; Bacillariales; Bacillariaceae
Source: the annotation of a GenBank genome assembly